Messenger RNA from Acipenser ruthenus (sterlet), 1810 nucleotides. Its product is annotated as procathepsin L-like. The record is from RefSeq and is a predicted model, not a curated record. NCBI's taxonomy places the organism in Eukaryota, Metazoa, Chordata, Actinopteri, Acipenseriformes, Acipenseridae. Gene Ontology annotation, cellular component: lysosome. The coding region runs from base 141 to 1130 and encodes 329 amino acids. Gene Ontology annotation, biological process: immune response. Gene Ontology annotation, molecular function: cysteine-type endopeptidase activity. The transcript has 8 exons.
AUCAGCUUUGUAGACCAAUGGGAACUCCUGCAUGCCCACUAUGAGAAGUUACCAAGAGUAUGUAAGGCACCAGAUAAAGACCUGGAAUCACUGUCCUGACCCAACUCAUAUUACUACAAUACCAUCAACUGUUCCAGACGAUGCAGGUGUUCGUGGUGUUCCUGGUUGCCGUGGUGACCGCUGUGGCUGCAGCCUCCUCGUUCUGGAAGGACCCUGCGCUCGAGGACCCCUGGCAGGAGUGGAAGGGGCUGCACGGGAAGCAGUAUUCAGAGGAGACCGAGAGCUACAGGAGGAUGGUUUGGGAAGACAACUGGCGUUUCAUCGAGCAGCACAACCAGGAGCACGCUGCAGGGAAACACUCCUACAAGCUGGGGAUGAACCACUUCGGAGAUCUGACCGACCAGGAGUUCAAUAAGAUGAAUGGUUUCCACCCGGAUCCUGCCCUGAGGAAGCUGCCUGUGUUUAACUCGACCGGCAGCCCUGUGCCUCCAACAUCGAUUGACUGGCGAGACAAAGGUUACGUCACCCGUGUGAAGGACCAGGGGGAUACAUGUGAAUCCUGCUGGGCCUUUUCUGCUACGGGAGCCCUUGAGGGACAACUUUUCAAGAAGACAGGCCGGCUUGUGUCUCUGAGCGAACAGGACCUGGUUGACUGCUCCAAAACGUAUGGGAACAAAGGCUGUAAUAAAGGGUUCAUGACCAAGGCUUUUGAAUAUGUGAAGGAUAACGGGAUUGCCUCUGAGGCAAGCUACCCUUACCGUGCCGAGGACGGGACAUGCAACACCAAUGCUCGUAAAGUAACCCGCUGUACUAGAUAUACUGCAGUGAACCAGAACGAACGAGCUCUGCAGGAUGCUGUGGCCAGCAUUGGACCUGUCUCUGUGGCUAUCGAUACUGCGCACCGUUCCUUCAAGCUCUACAAGUCAGGCAUUUACUAUGAGCCAAACUGCACAAGGAAUGCUAACCACGCAGUCCUGGUUGUGGGGUAUGGAGAUUCUGAUGGGAAAAAAUUCUGGAUUUUGAAAAACAGCUACGGAAAAAAAUGGGGUGAAGGUGGAUAUAUCCGGCUGGCAAAGAAUAAAGACAACAACUGUGGGGUAGCCGACCAUGGUGUGUUUCCUGACGUCUGAUCAUAGACUGUGAAGCAAACUAAAGGGUAUGAAUGUGCAUGUACUGGAGAAACCCAUUCUUCUGUAGUGCUAGUACUUGAGCAUUUUUAAAAAAAGCUGUACCUGCAUUUGAUGUUCUAGAAGUUGUUUAAGUACCACUUAAGCCACUUGUUCCAGCCUCUUACCACUUACACUCUCCCAUUGAAAUAGUAUAGCUAGUCAACCUCCUGCAAACUGAGCCUAAUUCAUAUAAACAAGACGAGUGUGAUUUGGGGUUUGUGGAACAGGCUGAAACGUAUUGAUCAUGCCCUGUUCUUCUCUAACCCUUGUCUUAUAGAGCAUUGUGAAACCUUUCUGUUUACCACACAGGCUUGGUUUACACGCUGAGUUUCAAUUAAUCAAACUCUUACAUUGUAAAGCAGGAGGAUAAAGCCUCUAAUUCUGAGUGCAGGAAAUGGCCUCCUCUCGUUUGUAAACUUUCUUAUGUUAUACUCCCCGGUAAUGUUGUUGAAGCUGACACCCUGGGAUCCUUCAAGAAGCUGCUUGAUGAGAUUCUGGGAUCAAUCAGCUUCUAACAACCAAACGAGCAAGAUGGGCUGAAUGGCCUCCUCUCGUUUGUAACCAUGCAUAUGUUCUUCUUAUGUUCUUAAUUCAAUGUUAAUUAUGAUGCGCUUUCUGUAUUUCUUUCAAUAAAGCUAUUA